Oenanthe melanoleuca is the source of this 4982-nucleotide messenger RNA. RefSeq names its product Kazal type serine peptidase inhibitor domain 1 (gene KAZALD1). The transcript is spliced from 6 exons. The record is from RefSeq and is a predicted model, not a curated record. Gene Ontology annotation, cellular component: extracellular region. NCBI's taxonomy places the organism in Eukaryota, Metazoa, Chordata, Aves, Passeriformes, Muscicapidae. Gene Ontology annotation, biological process: regulation of cell growth; regulation of signal transduction. Gene Ontology annotation, molecular function: insulin-like growth factor binding. Bases 253 to 1149 code for a protein of 298 amino acids.
CGUUUCGCUGACAUCACGGCGGUGCUGGAGCGGCCGGGGGCCAGCAGCCCUGGGGGCCAGCAGCCCCGCCGCCACCGCGCACCCGCGGCCCCGGCACCGGCGCCUCCGGAGAGAUGGGAAGCCCAGAGUAGGUCUGCUUCUCACCCUGGAUAGGCCAGGAUGGCUCCUCAGAUCUAGAAAGGGAGAUCAGAGCAGUGCCAGAAAUCCCCAUCCAAGUGGCAGUGGGAUUGGGAUAGAGGAGUUGCCGUGAGGAUGUCUGAAGCCAAGCCCCUCAGCAUCUCUUGCCUCGUGCUUUCCUUGCUUUCCUUGCACUGGGCUUUGCUCCAGCUGGGCCAGGCUUUUCCCAGCACCUCUGAGUACCUGCAGCGGGGCUGGCAGCGGCUGCUGGAGGAGGGGGAGGGCUGCACCGAGUGCCAGCCGGAGGAGUGCCCGGCGCCGCGCGGGUGCCUGGCUGGCACGGUGCGGGAUGCCUGCGACUGCUGCUGGGAAUGUGCCAACCUGGAGGGACAGAUCUGUGACCUGGACAACACCAACCACUUCUACGGCAAGUGUGGGGAGCACCUGGAGUGCCGCCUGGACGCCGGGGACCUGCGGCACGGGGAGGUGCCCGAGCCCCAGUGCGCCUGCCUCUCCCAGCUGGCCCUCUGCGGCUCUGACAGCAAAACCUACGCCCAGAUCUGCAGGUUCCUGGAGGCUGCCCGUGCCCACCCCGAUGCCAACCUCACUGUGGCCCAUGAAGGUCCCUGCGAGUCAGAGCCUCAGAUCACCUCUCCUCCCUAUGACACAUGGAACGUCACUGGGCAGGAUGUCAUCUUCGGCUGCGAGGUCUUUGCCUACCCCAUGGCAUCCAUUGAGUGGAGAAAGGAUGGCACAGAGAUGCUGCUGCCUGGAGAUGACCCCCACAUCUCUGUCCAGUUCAGAGGUGGCCCCCAGAAGUACGAAGUGACAGGCUGGCUGCAGAUCCAGGGCGUGCGGGUGACGGAUGAGGGCACGUACCGCUGCUUCGCCAGGAACAGGGUCGGGGAGGUGGUGGCACUGGCCAGCCUGACUGUCUUCACUCCAGACCAGCUCAACCUGACAGACUUCUCCCUGCCGAAGCCCCACAUGACACCUGAGGACUACGGGGAGAGUGAGGAGGACUACUACUAGCCCCGAGAUGACAUGUCCAGCUGCAGAGAUCACCUUGCCCACAGCAACCCUUCCCUGGGCUUGGGGACAUCUCUGGAGCAAGCACCCUCAGCCCAAACCUCCUUCUCUGAACAAUGCUGGCACAGCAGCCUGUUUUUUGGGGUGGGGGACGGGGUGACACAUCCUUUCGGGGUGCUGGGGGAUGGGAUGCUGGCUGCUUGGUGCAAAGGGGACCAGGGGCAGCUCUGCCUGGAGCAGGUGGAUCUGUCCUCUGGCGCUGAGUGGAGACAAUGCAGGUAGGACGGUGUGGGGACAGCUGUGCUGGGCGUGGAGACAGCAUCCUUUGGGAGAGUGAGGCCAGGGUAGGGGCAUUAUGUCCUGUAUGAAUAGUUUUUGGGGAAGCUGGAGCAGAGAGCUGGGACCUGACUGUGAUAACCAGUGUGUCACCCCCUGUCUGCUCUGUAUCCCCCCCAGAGACAUCCCAGCUUCUCCCCAGAACUUGAGGAAUCUGCUGCCAAAACACCCUUCUCUUCUGUUCUGUUUUUAACCAGAAAAGUAGUGAUUUGAGGAAACCAGGCACUUGUGGCUUUCAGUGCUGUCUUUUCUCCAGCUGAACCACCCUUGUGGUCAGAAACACUUGGCCUUUUUUUGACUGACUUCAUGUUUUCCCUUCCAUGCCUUUGACUGACUUCAUGCUUUCCUUUGUCAUUUUGAUGUUAUUUAAGAUACACAUGUAGGUCAAAGCCAGGGCCAGCUGACUGUCCUGCAUCCACAAGGAUGACUAUGGGGGUGAGGAAGGGUGCAAACACUGUGGGUGCUACCUUGUCCAUUGUGGGGUGCUUGAGUUGAGAAGCCCUCCUGCCCAUCCCAGUGCUCACAGCUGGUCCUGGUGUGGGUCCUGCCCUUCCCACCCCAGCUGGGAUUGGGGGUGCCCAGCAGACAAUCUCCUGUGCAGUGGUGAUGCAUUGACUCAAAUCACUGUACUCCCAUGUGUUUGGAUCCCAUCCCACUGCUUUCCAUGUUCAUCUUGGGGUCCUAAGUUCUAUGACCCUGGGGUCUCCACUCAGGUGACCACAGCCCUGUCAAGUGUGGAGCAGCUCUGUGCCUGGUUGGUGAAGUAAAGGGAUGGUCCAGUUUCCACUGGAAAUGUUAUAUUAAAAAAAAACAACAACCCCACCUACCUCCCAGAGCUGGUGAUUUAGGGCAAACUUUUAUUUGGAGGGAGCACAGGAAGGAAGCUCAGAGCUGCACUGUGCUGCUCAGUGCCCAGAGAGGGCUGUCAGGACCCUUCCUCUGGGCACUCUGGGGCUGAUCUCACAUUCAAGGGGUGCUUUACCCCCCAAAGCAGAAGCAUUUACUGGACUUCUGGUGCUCAAAACCUCCAUAUGGACCAAAGCACUGCCAGUGACUCAGUCCCAGCUCCAGGGAGGUCCAGAGCUGCAGCAGGGAGCCAGACCCCGUGAGGAAGGAAUUGGCCAGACCCCAGGCAGGAGCAGGCAGGAUGCAAUAAGGCUGGUGGCUCGGGUCCCAUGCUACUCUCCUUCACAUGUUUUUCUUUUCUUUUCUUUUCUUUUCUUCCUUUUUCUCUUGAGAGCUGGCUCAGAUGACACAGUUACAGCACUGAAACCUGAACAAGCAAAUAAAAGGGAUUUGUCUGGAAUUGGCAGCAGAGCAAAAUUCCUGCAGACGCUGAGGCUGGGCCAGUCCUGGCCCCCUGCACCACAGCUUGAUGGGGCACAGCUGCCCUGCCUGCUGGAGUGCCUACCCCUUCUGGCAGAAAACCCCUUCUCAGCCUGAGAAAUGCAAAAGACACUGAUGCCUCAGGUUCUCCUUCCAUCCAACAGUGUAACAGAAUCCUCCUGGGCUGAUCAGCUGGAGAGUAUUUAGGAGGGACCAGGGACAGAAGUGUGCCACUGGCUCUUAUUUUGCUUUUUUUUGGGUGUAAAACAUGCUUUCAGAGAAGCUGGGCCUUUUUUAACCAUCCUGAUCCUUUUCCUGUUUUGCACACAAAUGAGCUGGUGGAACUGGGCCACACUCAGGCUGAGGCUGCCACGGGGAAAUCCGAGAGUGUCCCGGAGUUUCAGCAGUCAAGAGCUGCUUGCUGGGCUCCCUGCCGGUGCCUGGGGCUGGCCCCUGGCCAGGGCUGCCAUGCCAACCCUCCUCAGGGCCAGGCUUGCCCUGCCUGUGCUGGCACAAAUCCAGGUCGUGCUGGGUGUGGAUGCAGCUUUGGUCUGGCUGGAGAGUGUUGGAUGGGUCACACACUCCAUCCCUGGCUCUCCAUGUGCUCUGCAGGACAAUGCCCUGCCUGGACAAUCAGUCCUUGCUCCCCUCUGCAUCACACCCAGUGCUUUCAUACCCUGUAGGGAGCUGGCAGGGUUUGCUGGUUGUUCCUGCCUGGCAGGAAGAGCAGUGGGGAUGUAGUGACCAAGAGAGGGGGGAACUUGAGCAAAAGCUCUUGGCCAAAAUUAACCAAACCAAGGGCUGUGCCUCCCAGACUCCUCGGAUCCCACAGUGGGAGAGGGCUGCCUGACUGGCAGGCUGGAGCUCAGGUGAAGGUGAAGGGCAGCAGAGUGGCUCCAGGGGCACAGAGAGAGCUGAUGUCUCCUCAUCCCAGCUCCCAGUCUUGCCAUUUCCAGUCACUUAAAAAUUAAAGAAGCCAAUAUUACUGCACGGCUGGAAUCGGUCACUGCCACAGAUUAAUUGAGGUUAUUUGUUGGCUCUAAAAACGUUUGGUCACCUCUGCUGCUGGCUGCUCAGAUGUUUCCUGCAGCCCCUGCCCCAAGGAGGCCAGCACUACAGAUCCUGUUUUCAGCUCCAGGCACCCAGAGGGUCGCAGGGACUUGCCCAAAGCUGGUGUCUGUGUGGGUUCAGAGGAUGUGCAUGCAGCACCAAAUGCCUUUGCUGGCUGAUUUUCAGCACAGUAGGUUUCUGGGGGCAGAGGGGGCUGAGCAGCUCCUGCCAGCCCAGCUGACUGCACUCAGAGCACAGGAUCAGCUGAGCCCAGAGGUCAGGCUGAUGUCAGGGAUGAGGGGAGCGGGACUGGGAAGUGUUGACGUGGCCACUGGCCCAGGCACAGCACCGACCCCUCCUGGCCACCUGGGAUGAGCAGGGUGUGGAAACCUCCCAGGGCACCAGAGGUCACUGUGAGCCUGGGUACAAGGAAAGAGUGGCUUGUCCUGCCAGGACCUGGAAGACCCUGGAGAUGCACACUCUGACCAGCUGCCGACCACAGGGUUUUGUGAUCUGCAGGGAAAACCCACCAAGUCCAGCAAGUAAAUACACUCCAGUAACAAAAACAUGCUGUCCCUGUCCUUCCCCGCCCUUGGGGAUGCUGGAACUUGCCCUGGUCUGGGCCUGGGCAGGAGGCACGUGGAAUCAUAGAAUAAUUUGGAACGGACCUUAGAGAUCAUUUAGUUCCACCUUCUGCUAGUCCAGGUUGCUCAAGGCCCCACCCAGUCUGGUCUUGAACAUUUCUGGAGCUGGAGAGUCCACAACUUCUCUGGGAAGCCUAUGCUGGUUUCUCACCACCCACACAUAAAUAAUUUCUUUCUUAUAUCUGAUCUAAAAUUAUUCUCUUUCAGUUCAAACCCUUUUUCUAUCACUACAUGCCUUGUUGAAAAUCAUUCUCCAGCUCUCCUCUAGAUGCUUUAGAUUCUGGAAGGUGCUUUAAGGAGUUCCUGGAGCCUUCUCUUCUUCAGCCUACUCUUCUUCAGGCCCAACUCUCUCAGCCUGUCUCCAGCCCUGUGAGCACCUUCAUGGACCUGCUCCAGCAAGUCCACAUUCUUCUUAUGCUGGGAGCCGCAGAGCAGGGCCCAGCACUCAGGUGGGUCUCACAAAAGCAGAGUGGAGGGACA